Acromyrmex echinatior (Panamanian leafcutter ant) is the source of this 3760-nucleotide messenger RNA. It is a transcript of the gene PpV, whose product is annotated as Protein phosphatase V. The record is from RefSeq and is a predicted model, not a curated record. NCBI's taxonomy places the organism in Eukaryota, Metazoa, Arthropoda, Insecta, Hymenoptera, Formicidae. Gene Ontology annotation, molecular function: protein serine/threonine phosphatase activity.
UUCUGUUAUUUUCGUUCUAGUGAUAAUUUGGUCAGUAUUUUUUUUCUUAACGUUUACUGGGAGGGGAGUAUUGUGACGUUGCAAACAUUAGUUGAGGCGCUCGAGUCAUUUCUUUUUCCCGGUUUUCCUCUCUCUCUCUCUCUCUAUCUCUCUCUCUCCUCCCCUUUCUCUCUCUCUCUCUCUCGUGUCAUGGCGUUCUGCAUGCGGGCCUUUUAAGCCUCAGCGGUAGAUUUUAAUUAGUGCUCGUCCUAUUCCGCAUCGUGUGAUUUUACCCUAAGAUCCAGCUUCAUUGGACGCAUACGGAGACGACGUAGCUCUAUGAGGGCGCGAUCAGUAUUGGUAUUUUCCUACUGUGUGAUUUCAAAAUGUCAGACAUUGAUAAAUGGAUAGAUAUCGCGAAAGAAUGCAAAUACUUGCCAGAGAAUGAUCUCAAGAAACUCUGUGACGUGGUAUGUGAUUUAUUACUGGAGGAGUCAAACAUCCAGCCUGUAUCUACUCCGGUGACAGUAUGCGGCGAUAUACAUGGUCAGUUUUAUGAUUUAGAGGAACUGUUUCGCAAUGGUGGCCCCGUACCAGAUACAAAUUAUAUAUUCCUGGGAGAUUUUGUCGAUCGGGGCUACUACAGCUUAGAAACGUUUACUCGUCUGCUUACACUUAAAGCUAAAUGGUCUGACAGAAUAACGUUACUACGUGGUAAUCAUGAAUCUAGACAAAUCACGCAUGUUUAUGGAUUUUAUGAUGAAUGUCAAAACAAGUACGGCAAUGCUAAUGCUUGGAAGUACUGUUGUAGGGUAUUUGACUUGCUCACAGUUGCUGCCUUAAUUGAUGAACAGGUUCUUUGUGUACAUGGUGGAUUGUCUCCGGCUAUUAGAACAUUAGAUCAAAUUAGAACGAUCGAAAGGAAUCAAGAGAUUCCACACAAAGGUGCUUUCUGUGAUUUGGUUUGGUCUGAUCCAGAGGAUGUAGAAACAUGGACAGUAAGUCCACGUGGCGCAGGUUGGUUAUUUGGCAGUAAAGUGACUUAUAUGUUCAUGGAAGUGAAUGAUCUUAAACUCAUCUGUAGAGCACAUCAACUAGUUCAGGAAGGUUAUAGGUACAUGUUUAAUGACAAACUUGUCACAGUGUGGUCAGCCCCAAAUUAUUGUUAUCGAUGUGGUAACAUAGCUAGUAUCAUGCAAUUCACAACAGUAGAUCAAAGAACACCCGUGCUGUUCCAGGCAGUGCCUGAUUCCGAGAGAGUAAUUCCACCUCUAACGCCCACUCCGUACUUUUUGUGAUCUAUCUUAGCGGCUCAUUUGUACGGAUACAGAAGAGAAAUGUCUGUGUCUAGACUUUACGGAAUUACAUGAUUUGAUUGACCAGAUCCAGGCUGGUACCAUGACGGAACCAUACAUUAGUGAAAAUAUAUCACAAACCGAUUAUACUCUAGAAAAUUUUAAUUCCUUUGAAAGAAAUUGUUUCAUGCAUUCUACGAUCGAAGUAUGAUAUUUAGAGGACUGAAUUAUGGUGUGAUUACUCUUAUUCAGGGAAUGUUCUUUAGAUUUUUUAAGAACUUUAUCAGGUUUUACAUAUUGUAAAGCUAACUUUUAUAUAUUAAUACAUAGUAUCUGCCAUUGCAUCAGCCUGUUUUUUGUGGCUCGAGAAAAAAAGAAAAUGAUAUUUUGCAUUAGAGCAAAUGUGAAUAUUCUGUGGUCUAGACGCUUUUGCUGUCUACUAUGUACAUUCUGUAGAGCAUUCAUAUCUCAGAGCAGCAUUCUGGACUUAAAUGUUCAAAAAACUAAAACCUUUUAAAUAAUUUAUGCGCGAAUAAUGCGAAUAGUCCAGUGCUGUAUAUAAAUAAAAAGGAAAAAAAAAAAAGAAAUACACGUUCACACAUUCCGAUAAGAAAUACACUCUCUGAGUACAAUGAAUGCUUCUCUGACAUUACAAUCGUGCGUAGAAUUCAGGUUUAUUAAAGCGUGAGCAUAUAUAUAGUACUGUUAAGGUCUUCCUAAACAUAUAAGUGAUCUGUUGCUGAUUUAGGUACUGUGUGUGUGCUGUUCUUUUUUUUUUAAAUGCGCAAUCAGUGUUCUUAGUAAAAAUCGUAAAUUCGGCCCUUUUUCGCCGAAGUACAAAUAGCGUGUAGCAGUAGCCAAAGUUUUCCUGUUUAGAUAAGGAAAUCCGAUAGCGAAAUCGUUAUAGCAUCUAUAUAUAUAGAGAGAAUUUUCUUAUUAUUUUUAGCACAAGAUUUUUAGCACAUUUUUUACGCUUAAUUUUAAGAAAUUUUAAGCUCAAAUAUUAUCGCUAAACUAUCUUGACACAUAUUGAUAUUUUUUUCAAAAAAAAAAAGAUCCACCAUUCGUUUGUCACUUCACUUCUCUAUAUACAUAUAUGUACAAAGCAAUAUUUUCAAAAAACUAUUGCAUUUUCUGAAUCUUUGUACAAUUUCCAAUAUCGUAUGCCAAAUCGCUGUCGUAUUAAAUAAUCGUAAUUAGCUAAUUGUUAUAAGUUCAUUAAUGUAGGGAGCAACUUAAAAAGAGAAAAGAACCGAGACCCUUAGCAAUGUGCCUCUAAAUUAAUAAGCGUUUGUGUAAUAUAAUGAUACGAUAUUGAUAUGACAUAAUUGUAAUAAUAAAUGGAAAUGCACCGGCCAUUGCGUAUCGUAAGCCUGAAUUCUGACCAUCGAUUUUUGCUAGCUCACGAUAAUUCCUAACCGAUCACAGACCUAACAAAUAUAUUGGCAUUGGCAUUGUGACAUAGGUUGUCAAGUUGAGACUACUCUAUUUUGAAUUUUGUGAUAUAGACCGAAGGUGCAAUGUCAUGUCGAUGUUUAUAACGACUCUCCUUGUCGCAUCAUUCGAAGAAGUUUUGUGAGAACCCGUUAUAAUCCAAGAAAUACAAUAAACUUUUGAACAGUGCCUUCAGGACUAUAACACGACGGUCUACUAGAAAUAUAAUUGCUUUCUUAUUGACAGAUAAUCAUAGACGAACUAACAUAAGGACGACGAAUCAUACACCAGAGCUUAAGACCUGAGAAUGCGUAUGAGGAAAUUUUUAUUACUCUUUUUUUAAUCCAUAAAUCUUCCGCUACUAUUUGAAAAACAAAAUUUUAAUUUUUCAAACUUUUCUACGAUGUUUACGUUUCACAAUUUUACUACUUUUUAGGUCUACUCUUACAUUUUUACAUCACGUGCGCGAGAUAUUCCCUAUUUGUACUACAAUUAUUAUAACGUAACAAUUGUACGACACUUUACACGAGUAACGUAUUACAUUAGGUAAAUGAGCGCAUCUAGAACGAAUCGGGGACACGGAGCUUGCGUUACAAACUCGACUCACUACAUUUGCAGCCUCCGAGUCGUGAAAUAGGUGUAACGACGGGAACGCCCUACAUAUGAUAGCAUAACAUAGAAGUUCUUUAAAAUAAAGUAUUAGCCUCUGUAUUUACUAUCGGGGUGUUCGCGGCGUUUCGUCCACCAGAAUGCCUCUGUCUGUGAUCGCUUUAAUCUUAUCGAAGUGUCCAAGCGCUUGCGACGACUCGAUAAAUAAUCGGUAAGCUCGCGAGAGAAAGAAUAAAUAAAGACAACUUGCAAAAUAAAAUAAAAUAAUGAAGACUAAUUUAGCUUAAUAUGCUCCGUGCAGGAGCUUGAACACUGCGCAUAAUCCUUAAAGAUCUCACAGGUAGACAUCAUUUUAAAACGAUCAUCAUGUACCUUGAAAGUAUAGACUUUGUUAUGUUAAUGUAAUGAAGAACGUCUGUAAUAAAAAUACGCAAAAAAUCGUA